CCUUGCCUUUUCGUUGUCUAUUUCUGCUGUCUUUCCACCGCAGAAAUUCGUCCAAAAAGCAAAGGGAGAAAAGAAGCUCUUCUUCCGCCAUGGCCAAGCUUCUUCCAGCGUCUUCCUUCUUCUUCUCUCUUUCCCUUCUUCUACUAGCCUUCCGCUCUGCAAACUCGCAGUCCUUCAUCGGCGUAAACUACGGGCAGGUUGCCAACAACCUACCCCCACCGGAGAUGACGGCAAAGCUCCUCCAGUCAACCUCCAUCGGAAAAGUCAGGCUCUACGGCGCCGAUCCGGCGAUGAUCAAGGCCCUCGCAAACACCGGCAUCGCGAUCGUCAUCGGCACAUCCAACGGCGAGAUCCCAGCCCUAGCUUCCGAUCCAACGGUCGCCAAUCAGUGGAUCGCAUCCAACGUCCUACCCUUCUACCCUUCCAGCAAAAUCGCCGUCAUCACCGUCGGCAACGAAGUGCUGACGUCAGGCGACCAGGGCCUCAUCUCCCAGAUCUUCCCAGCCAUGCAGAAUCUCCAGAACGCCCUCAAUGCCGUGUCACUGGGUGGAAAGAUCAAGAUCUCCACCGUCCAUUCCAUGGCCGUCCUCAAGCAGUCCGAUCCGCCGUCCACCGGCAGCUUCGAUCCCGGUUUUGCAGACGCGAUGAAGCAGAUGCUGGGGUUCUUGCAUGAUACCGGUUCGCCCUUCGCUAUAAACCCGUACCCGUAUUUCGCGUAUCGGAGCGACCCGAGACCCGAAACCUUGGCUUUCUGCCUUUUCCAACAGAACGCAGGCAGGUUCGACGCUGGGUCCAAGAUCACAUACAUGAACAUGUUCGAUGCUCAGGUCGACGCCAUCCGAGCCGCCUUAAACGCAAUGGGCUACAAGGACAUGGAGAUUGUCGUUGCUGAAACAGGUUGGCCAUACCAAGGCGAUAGCAAUGAGGUUGGAGCUAGCAUUGACAAUGCAAAAGCAUUCAAUGGUAAUCUAAUCCAGCACCUAAGAUCGAUGGUCGGGACACCGUUGAUGCCGGGGAAAUCAGUCGACACGUACCUUUUCGCGCUGUAUGAUGAGAACUUGAAGCCCGGGCCUACAUCGGAGCGGUCAUUUGGGCUUUUCAAGCCUGAUCUCACCAUGACAUACGAUGUCGGCCUUGCCAAGAGCAGUCAGGCGACGCCGACAAAUCCAGCACCUUCACAAACACCAACAAAUCCUUCACCUUCAACGACACCAACAAAUCCAUCGCCAUCAGGAAAGCCAGCAGGUUGGUGCAUGCCAAAGGCUGGCACUUCCGAUGCAGAGCUGCAGGCAAAUCUAGACUAUGCCUGUGGCCAAGGCAUCGACUGCAGCGCAAUCCAACCGGGCGGGGCUUGCUACAUGCCGAACACCGUCGCAUCCCAUGCUGCCUAUGCCAUGAAUCUCCUCUAUCAAUCUUCUGGGCGGAACCCUUGGAACUGUGAUUUCUCGCAGACAGCUUCACUCACAUCCACCAACCCCAGUUAUGGAACAUGCACCUACCGUGGAAGUUAGAUGAAAGGCAUGUGAGUUGGGCUUUGAUUAUUGUAGUGAAGUGAAUAAAGGAAGAUGGGGUAACCGGUGGUAGUGUUAUUCUUAGCUUGGUCUGUAAGGUAAGGUAUCCUUUUGUUGUGUACUAUUAAAUAUGUGGAGGCUCUCUUUCUCUCUAUAUCAGCUGCCUUGUAUUUUGUGGUAAUGCCUCUUUUGGGCUCAAGUAUGCCUUAUGUUGUGGUUGAUAUAUGAUAGGGCGAAGAUGUAAAGCAGUUUUUGAGAUGCAAAGCUGUCUUAGGAAUAUAUAAAUGUGUGUUAACGACUGGAAUGGAAUUAUUGGAAGUGGGUCGUCCCUAUGCUACUUGGAACUGUAUAUGAAAUGUAUGGGUGGCAAUAAAUAAGGGUGUUGAUUUGGGGCUA
This is a messenger RNA of Magnolia sinica, 1907 nucleotides long. Its product is annotated as glucan endo-1,3-beta-D-glucosidase. The coding region runs from base 90 to 1511 and encodes 473 amino acids. The record is from RefSeq and is a predicted model, not a curated record. The transcript is spliced from 5 exons. Gene Ontology annotation, cellular component: plasma membrane. Gene Ontology annotation, biological process: carbohydrate metabolic process. NCBI's taxonomy places the organism in Eukaryota, Viridiplantae, Streptophyta, Magnoliopsida, Magnoliales, Magnoliaceae. Gene Ontology annotation, molecular function: hydrolase activity, hydrolyzing O-glycosyl compounds.